AUGAUAUCACAACGGAUCCGUCCAUGGAAGCAUGAAACGGCGAAGCAUGAAGAAAUGCUUGAAUUAGAGUUACCGAACGGUGGCGGCGCCAUUCGGCGGCUAGAUGCAAUUGGCCGGAAAGUACGAACUGGGACGACAGCGACGGAGCGAGAGAAACAAAUUGCUCAAGUUUGUUGGUUUGUUUUGGGUAUUUGCUGGGACGAGUUUCUUGAACAAGAAUGUGUACAGGAGGUAGCAACCCGAACAACAGCCAGGGUGAGCACUAAUGCAGCAGCGCUUACCCCGUUGUUAAGGCCUCGAUGA
Gongylonema pulchrum is the source of this 303-nucleotide messenger RNA. Lineage: Eukaryota; Metazoa; Nematoda; Chromadorea; Rhabditida; Gongylonematidae. The record is from the annotation of a GenBank genome assembly.